This is a messenger RNA of Penicillium soppii, 345 nucleotides long. RefSeq lists its product as uncharacterized. The transcript has a single exon. The coding region runs from base 1 to 345 and encodes 114 amino acids. The record is from RefSeq and is a predicted model, not a curated record. Lineage: Eukaryota; Fungi; Ascomycota; Eurotiomycetes; Eurotiales; Aspergillaceae.
AUGCAUUCCACGUGGUACACAUUUGGCGCCCUCCUCGCCUUGGCCCAGCUCUCCUCAGCUGUCCGUGUUCACAUCGAGAACACCCAACCCCCAGCCAACAAGUACGUCACGCACUGCACGCUUAUUGUCGAUGGCGACCUUUAUGGCUGUGUGGAUGGGAGCUCCGAGCCUUUCGACAAGGGCUGUGGUGGUAAUUCGGGCGUGGCUACACACACUAUCUGUGACUCCGCUGCUGUGGUUAUCGACUGGGAUACUCUGAAAGUGACGUUCGACAACAAUGCAGGAGAUCACUCUGAGUGCACUUUGGACACAGAUCAACCGGGCGGUGAAUGUGACAUGCCCUAA